AUGACGGUCUCGUAUAACCUGGACGUUUCCUCUGUAUCAACAUUUUCUUUCAUUCGGUUAUUAUUUCGAUGGCGUGGUUCCAUAUGGAAAUCGGUGCUAUCAGAGCUUAUUAUGUGGGUGUGCGGAUACUACAUGGUUUUUUGCAUGUAUCGAUACGUUAUGGAUAAGGACAGUCAAGGUACCUUUGAAAGAAUCGCCGCGCAUUGUGAUAAGAAGCUCGACUAUAUCCCUCUAACAUUUAUGCUUGGUUUCUUUGUUACAGUUAUAAUCGAUCGCUGGAGAAAUAUUUUCAACAAUAUGGGUUGGAUUGAAAACGUAGCCCUAACAAUUUCAACGUUAAUGAAAGGUGACGGUAAGGAAGUGGUUCUAAUUCGUCGUACCAUAGUUAGAUAUGUGGUACUUUCUCAGAUUUUGGUGUUUCGUGAUAUUUCCAUGAAAGUGAGGCGACGAUUUCCGAAUUUGGAAUCAUUAGUUACAGCUGGAUUUCUCCACGAGGGCGAAAAGAACGACUUGGAGAAGAUCAACAUUGUGUAUAACAAAUAUUGGGCACCGAUCAACUGGGCACUUACACUCUGCUAUCGAGCUCACAAAGAUGGGCAUCUUAGCGCUCCACCUUCUCUUAACACAUGUAUCAACGAAAUAAAAACGUUUCGCACGAAUCUCGCCCUUCUAUGCAACUUUGAUUGGGUGCCAGUACCGAUUGCCUAUCCACAGGUGGUCUUCCUCGCCGUUCGUGUAUACUUUCUGAUAUGUAUGGUUUCACGCCAGUACAUACUUGGGGAUACUGCACCAAAUAAAAGUGUGAUCGACCUCUACGUUCCAUUCAUGACAAUCCUACAAUUCAUAUUUUUCAUUGGGUGGAUGAAGGUCGCUGAAGCGUUGCUGAACCCUUUGGGCGAAGAUGACGAUGACUUCGAGUGCAAUUUUCUUAUAGACAAAAACAUUGCUACUGGUCUUUCAAUUGUUGACGAAACUUACGACUACGCUCCGGAGUUGUUGCCGGAUCGAUUUAUGGAUCCGAACUAUGAGCCGGUGUACUCAGAAGAGAGCCAAAAACACGGACAUGAUAAUAUUCUUGUGGGAUCGGCUGAAGGCAUUAAAUUAGCUGACUCGAAUGAAAAUGUAAAGAUGGUCGCUGUCAACUUGAGAGCAUCUCAGAACGAUCUCCGCGAAAACAUCAGCGAACCACGUUCGCGCACGACCGCAGCAAUGAAACGAAAAUUCACUGAUGCGCUUCGUCUUCGGCUUCCAGUACGAUCUCAAUCAGUGCAGCCUGUACGUCUUGGCGUCACCAAGCCUGUAGUGGUCGACACAAAUCCCGAGAGACCGUACACAGCUUUCGAUCUCUCGAAUGGAUUUGCACCAUCCACAGCCUUUUUUGCCGACAAAAAACUAUCGAAAGUAGAAGAAGAACUUGACGGUCAACCAUCAGAUAAGAAGCUAAUACCCAGCUACAGCAUGAAAAGUACUGUAGAAAGUAUUGACGAGACCGAUGUCCCCAAACUUCUCAAGGAUGAGCUUGAAGGCAAACGUACAUAA
Molecule: messenger RNA, 1539 nt
Organism: Necator americanus (New World hookworm)
Lineage: Eukaryota; Metazoa; Nematoda; Chromadorea; Rhabditida; Ancylostomatidae
Exons: 15
Coding region: 1-1539 (512 amino acids)
Molecular function (GO): chloride channel activity
Source: RefSeq, a predicted model, not a curated record